Salvia miltiorrhiza (redroot sage) is the source of this 1443-nucleotide messenger RNA. RefSeq lists its product as uncharacterized. The coding region runs from base 422 to 1078 and encodes 218 amino acids. The record is from RefSeq and is a predicted model, not a curated record. Lineage: Eukaryota; Viridiplantae; Streptophyta; Magnoliopsida; Lamiales; Lamiaceae. The transcript has 2 exons.
UAAACGUCAUAAUAAUUAGAAUAAUAACUUUCUUAUCUUAUUUUCUAUAACUCUAUUAAUAAUAAUUAUUUAUAAAAUUAUUGUAUUAAAAUUUAUUUUAUUCAACAUAAAUUAUACCAAUUUGAUCUCUCCAACUAGUAUUUUCACAAUCUUAAACAAUUUUAUCCAAACACCCUAUAAUAAUGAUAUAAUUGGAUGAGGAUAAAUGCGUAUUUGCAUCCGUGCCCUUUCACACUUCAACAGAAAACCAAAAACCAAAACAAAAAAGAAAAAACAAUACAUAAAUUUGAGAUCUUCAGAAAUCAGACUUGAAUACGUAAAGCAGCUCUCAUCAUCGCACGCGAAAGCUCCUCUCCUCCUCCUUUGCAACGGUGGCUAACGGCGGCGGUUGUGGCGGCGGCGGUGGUGGUUGUGCAGGUGGAUGGCAAGAAGCAACAAGUACACCUCCCUCAACUUCAAUGGAAUUUUCGAGAAAAAGCUGAGCAACAACAAUCAUCAAUCCGCCACCAGCACCCCUUCCUCCGCUAAAUCAUUUUCCAAUCAGAGCAAAACCGUCUUAUCCAAUUCCCGGAUCCAUGGACAUAUGCUCGUUUUGACCCGACCCACGCCCAAACCCAUCUCCAUCCCCCAGAAAUCGGAAAUCAAGGAGCAGAUCUCUUCCGCUUCUCCUCCCCCUCCGCCGCCGCCCUCAGAUCAGAUCAAGGCCGUGUCCGAACCCGAUUCGAUCUCCCUCCGCCCGCAGGGCCGGACCGGGUCCGCGCCGGUGCUGAGCUCGUCGCCCUUGCCUUCUCCCGUGUCGCCGCUGCCGUCGAAGUUCGUGCCUCCGCAUCUCAGGCCGGGGUUCGUGGGGAAAGAGGAGAAGCCGGGGUCGGAGCUCGUGAAGAGCGGCUUUAAGGCUAAACCGGAUUUCAGAGGGCACAGACCGGGUCAGGGUCAGGAUCCGGGGAAUUACGGGUCUGUGGUGAUCGAGGGGAGGCCGAAAUCUGGAAGCGGGUAUGACCCGAUAAGGAGAGGCCGUGAGCUGUCGGAUCUGAACCGCCCCGGUUCCAGUGGGACCCGACCCAGUUCUAGUGGAUGAUGGUUGCUCGCUGAACUCUUUUAUCAAAUUGUUGAGAAGCAAUCUAUAAUUGCAGACGCAUACAACUGUUCUUACUUGCAAUAGGAUAAACAGUUGAGAUUCAGUCUGGAGUUGCGAGUAAUGUAGAAUGCUCGAAACCUUUUGGUAAUGGAAGAUGGAUGGAUUCUAACACAGCUCUUGGUUUGAGGCUCUAUCACCAUAGUGUUCCACUGUUGGUUUGAGGCUUCAUCAGUAUCUUAUAUUUUACGUUUAUUUUUGGAGCAAUGUCAAUAAUAAAGACGGCAACGUUGAACUCUAAUAUUUGCUUUUGUGAUGUUUUGUGUUACAGUGUCUAUUGUGAAAAUAUUUACAAGGAAUUUUAUUUA